Monoraphidium neglectum is the source of this 1758-nucleotide messenger RNA. Its product is annotated as Fimbrin-1. The coding region runs from base 1 to 1758 and encodes 585 amino acids. Gene Ontology annotation, biological process: actin filament network formation; actin filament bundle assembly. The record is from RefSeq and is a predicted model, not a curated record. Gene Ontology annotation, cellular component: actin filament; cytoplasm; actin filament bundle. NCBI's taxonomy places the organism in Eukaryota, Viridiplantae, Chlorophyta, Chlorophyceae, Sphaeropleales, Selenastraceae. Gene Ontology annotation, molecular function: actin filament binding. The transcript is spliced from 8 exons.
AUGCAGCGGCGUCAGCAGCGGCAGCAGCAACAGCAGCAGCAGCAGCAGCAGCAGGCGAUGGCGUUCGCCGGCGGCGGCAGCCCGGGGGCGCUGGAGGGCGGCGGCAGCAGCGGCAGCGGCGCGUGGUCAAACAUUUGCUUUGACCAGGACGAGGUGGAGGCGGAGGAGGACCCGGGGAUCAGCCAGGAGGAGCUAGCCUUCCGCAUGUGGCUCAACUCCCUGGGCCUGCCCACCAAAUGCACCAGCCUGUUUGGGCCGGAGGUGCGCAGCGGCUGGCUGCUGCUCGAGGUGCUCGACCACCUGCAGCCCGGCUGCGUCAACUGGGCGCUCGCCAACCGCCCGCCGUUCCGCCGGGACGCGGGCGGCCUGCCGCGCGGGCUGGAGAACUGCGGGCUGCUGCUGGAGACGGCGCAGGAGGCGCUGGGGCUGCGGCUCGUGUCCAUGGGGCCACAUGACAUCAUAGCAGGGCGGCGGAAGCCCAUCCUUUCGCUGGUCUACCAGCUCAUGCGAUUCCAUGUCCUGCAGGUCCUUGAGUCACUGGGCGGCGACGAUGACGACCGCAAUGCUGACGAGGCGCCGCAGCCCUUGUCGACGCCGCGUUCGGCGGCACCGCUGUCGGCGGGCGGCGGCCCCCCCGCGUUGCCGCUGCUGCCGACCCCGCGCGGCGCGGGGGCGCCGAAGGACCCCCCGGCGCCGGGGACGCCGGGGCCGCCCGACAAAAGCGGCGGCGCGGAGCGCGCGCCGCGCAGCAGCGACGGCGGGGAGGGCAGCGGCAGCGGGGACGGCGCGGAUGCGCCAGGCGCGGAAAGGAUGAGCAGCCACCUGCAUCACAUGAUCAGCGCAUCUGCCGCCGACGCCGCGGCCGCCGUCAAGGCCGCCGCUGCUGUCGUCUCCGCCUCCGCCGCAUCCGGCCACCCCUCCCCUCCGCGCGCCGGCCGCACCAGCAGCUUCUGCGGCGGCGGCGCGAGCGCGGGCGGCGGCGCGCCCGGCGGCGGCAGCUGCGGGGGCAGCGGCGCGGGGACGCCGCGGGGGGCGCGGUCGUCGGCGGGCGGCGGCGUCGGCGGCAGCCUGGUGUUUGGUUCCAGCUCCAUCAAGCAGCGGCGGCGGCCUCUGAGGGUGACGGAGGGUGACAUCAUCGCUUGGGCCAAUGGCAAGAUGCUGGGGUUGCAGGGACCCUGGGUGCCGGCAGCGGCGGAAGACAAACAGGCAUUGCAGCAGCAGCAGCAGCAGCAGGAGGAGGAGGACGGGCAGCUGCGAGUGCAGGAGCUUGUGUUGGGCGACGACCCUCUAGCAGGAAGGCGCCCGGCAGCUGCCGUGCCGCCGCUGCCGCUGCCGCCACGGGCGGGCGCGGAGGCGGAUGCGUCGGGGCCGGGUGGGAUGGGCGCGCCGCGGCUGUUCGGCAGUUUCAGGGACCCUUCCUUGGCGACCGGCGUGGCGGUGCUGCAGGUCCUCGGCGCGGUCUCGCCCGGCUGCGUCGACCCCGCGUUUAUAGCGCCCGGUGCGGACGCGGCGGAGCGCGAGGCCAAUGCGCGGUACGCGCUGGCGGUGGCGCGGCGGAUUGGGGUGUCGACGUUCCUGCUGUGGAAUGACGUCACCUCGGUGGAUGAGUGGGUGGGUUUGCAGGUGCAGCCCCGGUUGAUGCUGGUGCUGUUUGCUGCUUUGAUGGCUUUCGACCAGCAGAAGCGGCGUCAGCAGCAGCAGCAGCAGCACGUGCAGGCAGAAGUUUCUGCACGGCAGCGGCAGCAGGGGCAGGCCUAG